CAAAGUAAGUUGUUUUUUUGUCGGAAUAUACAUACAGUUUUGUGUGAAAUAUAUCGUUAUUGAAAAGCUGAAUUGAAUCGAAACAAAAAUGAGUGCGAUAAGCGAACAACAACAACAAGAGGAAAAUGAACUUGGCACUCCAACCGAUGAAUUUAUUGCCUCGUUCAUUUGGUGUGACGGUCACAUAUCGGUAUCGUACUACAAUGUGCUGUCAUUAGAUCUUUUCAUCACUUAUGAAACUGCGGAUUUGCGUCCAGAUUUUUGUCAUUUGCAAAAUCUAUUUCGCAUAAUGCCAAACAUGCGAAAUGUGGUCGCCAGCGGACCAGAUAUAUUUUUGACCGCUAUUAUGAAAUUGCUUGGUAUGCCGAACAAACUGGAUCCAAAUCAAUAUCGUUUGCAUCGCUUGAGCACACUGAGCGCAGCAACAUUUGUUGUGUACACAAAUAAUGACAAAACAUUGACCGAAAAUCGAAUACGAAUACUUGAAAUGUACACACCACGAAUGACCACCGAAAUGACCAAACAAGAACGGUUCAAUUUCAUCGAAACAGUUGUUCCGUUGCAUCAAAAUCUCGUUGUACAAUCGCUAGGUAAUUUGUUACAUUUUUUGGAUGCCAAUUGGAAACAUUUAUUUUUGCGAGAAGAAACACGACCCGUCGUAUCGGACAUCAAAGUCUACAAACUUGAUGGUAAUGUAUUGAUUGAUGAUUCGACGUUUAGCUCAUUGCAGGUAUUUGCACACAAAGAUCACCCAUCUGCAUUCAAAAAAGGUGCAAGCAAUACAAGCGAUAACGGUCCAUCUCUAUUCGGUGUAAUGAAUACUUGCGUGUCCCGAUUGGGUAGUAAUCAAUUGAAAACUUGGUUGUUUCAACCAACAAACGUUGUAGAUGAAUUGAGCAGACGUCAUCGUAUGAUUGAGUGGUGUCGAAAUGAAAAGAAUGCCGUUAAUUUGACCAAAUUUCGAGCUUCAUUGAAAAAAGUCUCAAACACUGGCGAACUGUAUGCCCGAUUGAUUCGAACGCGCGGCAAACCAAAUGUGUGGAAAGCAUUCAAACGCACACUGUACUAUGUAAAAGAUAUCGCCGAUAUUUGCAUUGCAUUGGUCAGAAUAAAAUCACCAGAUAUAGCUGGGACGGUUAUUGAACAGUUUGGUGUAUAUUCCAAUGAAAAUGCUGCAGUUUGUGAAAUGCUGAAAACCAUCAAUACAAUCGUCGAUUUGGAUGAAUCUACGGCAACCGGAAAGUUUACCGUGAGACCUGGUUUGGACAAAGAGCUCGAUGCAAAAAAGGAACAAUUUCAAAUUGCUCGCGACGAAUUACGUGUCUUAAUAAAAGACGAUGUCUUACAUUUGCCUCCAGAAAUCAGAGAAAUCACUUGCCAUUUUGUCGCUGAAUUGGGAUUUUUAAUUGCAAUUCCAUCUAGUGUAGUGGCUACUAGUGGCUUGCAAUCACCUCAUUCGCUGGAAAAUGGUCAUUUGAAAUUUGUGCAUCAUUUACGUGACACAUUUUAUUACUCAUCGUUAAAAUGUGGGGAAAUGAAUGAAAAAUAUGGUCAUUUACAUGUCGAUAUACAAGAACGUGAGCAGGUAAUUUGUGACCGUUUGAUGGAACAUGUCUAUGAAAAACUCCAUGACAUACAUCGUGCCAUCAAUUUUUGCGCACAGCUUGAUUGUUUGAUGGCAAUGGCAUCAUUCUCGUUGACACAUGAACUAGUACAACCGGAAAUUGUCAGCGAUCGCAAAAUUCUCGAAAUAAAGGACGGACGUCAUCUCCUGGUUGGCUUACAGCGAAAAUGCAUUGCAAAUGAUACGUCUGUUAGUGUUGAGAAAAAGAAUCUGAUAAACAUUCUCAUUGCACCGAAUGCAUCGGGAAAAAGUGUUUAUAUGAAGACAGUGGCACAAAUCAUUUAUCUUGCUCAUGUUGGAUCGUAUGUGCCAGCUAGCACAGUUACAAUUUCAAUUGUUGAAUCGGUGUACACGCGAAUGCAUCAAAAUGAAUCAAUGUACCUUGACAAAUCAAGUUACUUGAUUGAAUUGCAGCAAAUGAGCAAUGUUAUCAUGAAUUCUUCAUCCAAGUCAUUGAUUUUAGUCGACGAAUUGGGUCAAGGAACGACGGAAGCCGAUGGAAAAUCAUUGUUGAUUGCUUGCUUACAUCAUUUGGCCAGACGUGCUGAUAAGUGUCCAAUUUCAUUUGUUACAACACAUUACACUGACGUUCACGAUUUUAUGGCGAAUGUGGACUGGGUGUCAAUGAAAACAUUCGAAAUGACACCGGCCGUUCAUGGUGGUCUCUUGUCAACAUUCAAACUGAUCGAAGGCAGAUGCAUUACACGAUACGCAAAAGAUUGUACAGUACUAAGACGCUUCUUAAAACCAUGUGGAAGUGUUGACAAAAGUACGGAUGACAAUCAAACGAUAAAAAGUGAUGGCAUUUCCAAUGUUGGAGCAGAGACACUGGAAGAAGUUGAAACGAUUAUUCGUAACAGGAAGAUAGAGUGCGCUGCCACAAUCAUCAAUGCAUUCAUCAAAAGUUCAACAAAUCCAGAUGAAGGAGCCGAUUACGUGAAGAUUUUUAACAGCUUCAAAAUUUAAUACUCAUCGUCGCACAAUACAUUUUUCUUAAAGUAAACACAUUUUUUUAUUCAGUUGCAAAUGCCAUUGCCAUAGUUUACAAAAAUAACAUGAUUUUCUUAAGCUUAAUACAUACAUUCUUAUUUAUCACCCAUUCACUGAGAAAAUUGAUUUAUCUGUGCAAGAAGUAAAAAUUUUGUGCUUUAUAGCCUCGUUCAUACAAUGUCAUUAAAGACAACAUUUUCACAAUAAUGAAAACAACAUUUUGUAAAAAAAAAAAUUAAAACAAAAAUUGUGCUGCACAAGCAAAUA
Molecule: messenger RNA, 2881 nt
Organism: Contarinia nasturtii (swede midge)
Lineage: Eukaryota; Metazoa; Arthropoda; Insecta; Diptera; Cecidomyiidae
Product: mutS protein homolog 5-like
Exons: 7
Coding region: 89-2590 (833 amino acids)
Biological process (GO): chiasma assembly; mismatch repair
Cellular component (GO): nucleus
Molecular function (GO): mismatched DNA binding; ATP-dependent DNA damage sensor activity; ATP binding
Source: RefSeq, a predicted model, not a curated record